AUGUCGCAAAAGGCUGGUUCUGCGAAGUUGUCAUCCACUUUGUCCUUGAGUGUACCUUUUGAGAAUGAAAAGCAAGCUACAAUCGCAUGUAAAUCUUUGUCCCCAGACCCUAUAUUGAAGGCAGACGAGUUGGUGGUCACCUACAAGACUGAAGGAUCGAGUCUUGUAUUGAAGUUUGAGGGAAUCAGUGAUCGUGUUAUCCGUGUAGCCAUUAGCAAUUUCAUUGAUAAUUUGAAGACGGUAGUAGAAUGUAUGGAUGAGUUUGAUGGGAAGAAAGAUUUUCUCUUCGAGCAGUACUAG
Scheffersomyces stipitis CBS 6054 is the source of this 300-nucleotide messenger RNA. Its product is annotated as chromatin DNA-binding EKC/KEOPS complex subunit. Gene Ontology annotation, cellular component: EKC/KEOPS complex. Bases 1 to 300 code for a protein of 99 amino acids. Lineage: Eukaryota; Fungi; Ascomycota; Pichiomycetes; Serinales; Debaryomycetaceae. The record is from RefSeq and is a predicted model, not a curated record. The transcript has a single exon.